AUGAUGCGCCCAACAGACAGCCCUACCCUGUCGGGCUCACCGUCUGUGGAGGAGAGGCGAAAGAGCGAGCACCUGGACUCUGAUGACGAGCGGCCUUCUUCAUCGAAGCAGAAGACCGACAGUCAACUGGAGACAGAUAGCAGUGUCCCUCACUCUGUGGCUUCUCCGCCUCCUCCCUAUAUCGGACGCAAGACGAACUCAGACUCAGGAGACAGAGACCUUUCAGGCUGGUCCCUCCCUAGUGACGUGACGGCUGUAGGGGCGGCCACGGAGGCGGAGGGCAAUGGCAAGGAGAAACGAACUGUUAAUGAAAGCUUCAAUAAAAGAAGCUGCCCUUCAUCUCCCGUUGACGGAGAAUCCCGUGAUGUUCAUCUAACUCAGCGCCUUAUCGUCAGUGUUUGUGUUGCCGGGAUUGUGUUCACUCUUGCUGGCUUCGAGUCAACAGCACCGCGCCCGACAGUGCAGAAUGUGGAACCGGAAUCGGGUGUUUCCUGCUCUGCGAUAGACAGCAGAUCGGGGUGUGUUAUACAGAAUCUUUUUCGUGUGCUUUUUCCGGUUGGACUCGCGGUCGGCUGUAUCUUUGGUGGUCUCCUCGGUGACAUUUGGGGAAGAAGGAGCUUGUUUUUCGUCACAGAUAUUUUCGUAGUCAGCGGCUCGAUACUCGUUGCCAGCGGACAUAACUACGGGCUGCUGCUUUCUGGGCGAGUGUUGGUUGGCGUGGGCAUUGGGGCGGGAUGCGUCGCGUAUGGAGCAUACGUGGCGGAGAUCUCACCGGCUGAAUGUAGAGGCGCCCUUCUCGCAUUGUCCCAGAUCUUCUUCAUCCUUGGAUGUCUCUCGUCGUAUGCGGUCUUCUUGAACAUGCAAGAGUAUGCUUGGCGGUACGUCGCAGGUAUCGUCGCAGCAAUUGCAGGAGGACAGUUUCUUCUUCUUCUCUUCUUCGUCCCGGAGAGCCCUAGGUGGAUGAUUCAAAAGCAGAGACCGGCGAAGGCCUUGGGAGCGCUGAAAGCUCUGGGCGAGCAGGAGAGUGACGCCGGCGCCAUUAUCAUACAGCAGGAACAAAGGACGCCUCCGCAAGUCACUCGACAAGCUCAUAGAUAUUGCCAUGAAACCGGCUCACUGCUAGUCGUGGCCCAUGGGUACCAGUUUCUGACUGCUCUGGGGUGCGCCUUCUUUGCGGCCGUCGUAGGAUCCAGUUUCGUGGGUCAGCCUCACAACAUCAGUAUUGCUCAGACAGUCGUCUGCGAUGUUCGCCUCGUUUGUAUUGCGACAGGAGCAGCGAAGGGGCUAGGAGUCUUCAUUGCUCUCCUUCUCGUCGACAGACCGUACUGUCCAAUCGUGUUGUGUUACGCUUUUUCCUUCGUUUCGUUCCGCGUGGUUCAGAUUGGUUUCUUGUGGCACAACCGGUUGGCGAAUUACACCGUCCGUUCGACUGGAACAGAGGUCCUCACUCCUUGCUCGGGACCAGGAGCCGGAACGGGUUUCAUGCCGCCUGUGGCCCUCAUAGUUGUCGGCCUCCUCCUCGCGGUCCUUGGGCAGAAUCUCGGGUGGUCGACGCUUCUCCUAGGGGUUGUUGCGGAGAAGGCCGAGAUUGCUUUCUUGACAAUUUGGCUCCAGAUGGGUGCGCCCCGUCAUGGCUAA
Messenger RNA from Neospora caninum, 1638 nucleotides. Its product is annotated as putative sugar transporter. Lineage: Eukaryota; Apicomplexa; Conoidasida; Eucoccidiorida; Sarcocystidae. Gene Ontology annotation, molecular function: transmembrane transporter activity. Bases 1 to 1638 code for a protein of 545 amino acids. The transcript has 9 exons. Gene Ontology annotation, biological process: transmembrane transport. The record is from RefSeq and is a predicted model, not a curated record. Gene Ontology annotation, cellular component: membrane.